Arachis ipaensis is the source of this 770-nucleotide messenger RNA. RefSeq names its product early nodulin-16-like. Gene Ontology annotation, molecular function: electron transfer activity. Gene Ontology annotation, cellular component: plasma membrane. NCBI's taxonomy places the organism in Eukaryota, Viridiplantae, Streptophyta, Magnoliopsida, Fabales, Fabaceae. The record is from RefSeq and is a predicted model, not a curated record.
UUUAAUAUAUUAUACAUAAGAGCUACAACGAGAAAUAAAAAGACUAUAAAGCACUGGAAACCUUACUAUUUAAGUGGCCAUUAUUGCUUCCUCUCUCACACACAGAUAUCCUAACAUUCAUCAAUGGCUUCCAUACAAAAUGUAUCUCCAUUUCCAUUAUUCUUCUUGAUCAUCAUGAUGUCAACGACAUUGUUGCUACUAAUUUUCAACUCUGAAGGCAGAGAAUUUUUGGUUGGAGGCAGUGAAGAUUCUUGGAAGGUUCCACUUCCAUCACCAGAUUUUCUCAACCGGUGGGCUGGCACCCACCGCUUCAAAAUCGGUGAUGCCCUCAUAUUCAAAUACGACAACAUGACAGAAUCGGUGCAAAUGGUGCCUGAGGAGGACUAUGAAAGUUGUGAGAGGGUUGGAGAUGAUCACCAGAGAUUCAACGAUGGGAAUACCAAAGUGAUUUUGAGGAGUUCAGGUCCAAUUCACUUCAUAAGUGGACAAGAAUCUCAUUGCCACAUGGGUUUGAAGCUUGCAGUGGUUGUUAUGUCUGCCAUUCACCACCACCAACCAACUUCUCCUAAUCAUUCACUGCCCCUGCCUCCCUCGCCCUCGCCGGCGGCGCCACUGUCAAGUAAUCAAGGUGCUCUUGCUCGCACUCCACCUGCCGGAUUCAUCAUGGGUUUCGAAGUUUCAUUGGUCAUGCUGUUCUUCAUCGUUAUUUGAGCUAUUAUUGUGUUAUCUUUUUUUUUUUUUUCGGUUGUUCACGAUAUCCUACGGCGUGA